UGUGUGUGCUCACUCUCAUUUUUGUUAAGGCUCGGCGCAACUUUGCGCUCUUUUCUCUGGUCGCCCCGGCAGCCUAUGGCCCUGGAAGGCGCCGCUGCCGCCUCCCGUAUUUCUGCUGUAGGUUCCCACAUCCCUCUUUAAAAAUUCCGCCUAAAAAGAGAAGACGAUUUACCAAAUCUUUCGGGCCGUUGUCCCACGGCAAGCUCUCUGACCAGGUGUACAACUAUCCAGAGGGAUUAGGAGAAGUGCUUUAUCGAGAACAGUUCGACUUCAACGCUGAGCCACCUUGGGAUCCUAGCUGAUGAUAGUAGGGUUCCAUCUCCUAACUUGUCCAUUUUGUUGCAUAGCUUAAGGACCCGGAUCUAAGGCUUUGUGGCCCAUCCCUUGUGUUUCUUGGUUUAUGACUGUCGGCUUUGCGGAAUACGGCUGAGAUGAAAGGAUUUCUUGAGGAUGCAAACUACUCCAUUGGCUUACUGGAUGAAGGAGUAAAUGUUGGAGAUGUCAUUGACAACUGCAUUUAUGAACAUACUGUUACUGGAAAAAAUACUUUUUUUGUUGGUGAUCUGGGAAAGUUGAUUAAGCAGCACAUCCACUGGCAGAAUGUGAUGGCACCAGUAAAGCCAUUUUACAAUGUAAAAUGUAACUCCACUGUAGGUGUACUUGAGAUACUGGCAGCUCUUGGAACUGGGUUUGCAUGUUCAAGCAAAACUGAAAUGGCAUUGGUUCAAGACCUGGGCAUUUCUCCUGAAAACAUUAUAUUCACAAAUCCUUGCAAGCAAGCUUCUCAGAUAAAAUAUGCAGCGAAAAUUGGAGUAAACAUUUUGACAUGUGACAGUGAACUUGAAUUAAAGAAAAUUGCUAGGAACCAUCCAAAUGCAAAGCUCUUGCUUCAUAUUGCCACAGAAGACAUUAAUGGAGAGGAAGAGAUGAACAUGAAGUUUGGCACCACCCUGAAGAACUGUCGGCACCUCAUGGAAUGUGCUAAGGAGCUGAAUGUCCAAAUAGUUGGUGUUAAAUUUCAUGUGUCAAGCUCUUGCAAGGAAACUCAAGUAUACAAACAUGCUAUUUCUGAUGCUCGCUGUGUGUUUGAUAUGGCUGAAGAAUUUGGCUUUACCAUGAACCUGCUGAAUAUUGGUGGUGGUUUCACAGAUUACGAAGCUGACCUAGAGGAGGUUAAUCACAUUGUCAGUCCAUUACUUGAUACCUACUUUCCUGAAGAAUCUGGUGUGAACGUGAUUGCGGAGCCUGGAUGCUAUUAUGUUUCUUCUGCAUUUACUCUAGCAGUUAAUAUCAUUGCCAAGAAAGCUGUUCAAGAUGACAAACCUCUUCUCUCUAAAGUGGAACAAAUAAGGAGUGAUGAACCAGUCUUCAUGUACUACAUGAAUGAUGGUGUUUAUGGUUCUUUUGCAUGCAAAUUAUCUGAGAAUUUGACUACUAUUCCAGAGGUUCACAAGAAAUACAAGGAAGAUGAGCCUCUAUUUGCAAGCAGCCUUUGGGGUCCAUCCUGUGAUGAGCUUGAUCAAAUUGUGGAAAACUGUCUUCUCCCUGAGCUGAAUAUUGGAGACUGGCUGCUCUUUGACAAUAUGGGUUCUGGUGCUUUGGGUGAACAAUCUGCUUUUAAUGAUUUCCAAAAGCCACCAGUUUACUACAUAAUGUCAAUCAGUAACUGGUGUGAGAUGCAAGAUGCUGGGUUCACCUCUGACACACUGAUGAAGAACUUCUUCUUUGUGCCUUCUUGCAUUCAGCUGAGUCCUGAAGACCGCUUUUCUAUUGCAGCUUAAACAGGCACUAAUGCUUCAAUUAGCCUUGCAGUUGCAUGUCUGUAGUCUUGUCUGGUCACAACAUUCCAGUUUGGAAUUAAAAUGGAACAAUCUUGAAUGAAUUAUUGAAACUUGAAAUCAUUUGGGACCAGGCAAAACCAGCUACAACUACAAUUCACUGGGGGAGUAAAGGUUUAAAAAAAAAGAAAGAUUUAAACUUGUCAGAUCACUCAAUCCCUCAGCAUUUAAACGAAAUAUGCAACAAAAUGGAUGACUUAGUUGAGAUGGAAACCCAUCACUUGGGUUCUCUGUUAAACAGUUUACAUACAAGUACAGUUUUUAUACUAAGGAUUUCUGUUAGUCUUGUAAAGUUGUCUUUCCCUCUGAUAUCUGAAAUGUCAGUGGGAAACAAGUGUGACUUCAUUAGCUAUGUUUAGUGUAUUUAGAACGUGUAAAUUUGUGCUUUGAACUGUAGUUUAAUAAAUGUAAAAUUGCAUCAUAGUAUUUGUUGUAUUCACCUUUGCAGUACCCACCCUUGUAUGAUUGCAAUAAAAUUUUGUGUAGACUUUACUGUUCUCCCCACCUACCCCCUCCCUGCUAAUACAGGGAAGAGAUCUAAGCAACACUGAUAGUACAAAAAGGUGUAAGGUUAUUAUUCAAAGACUGUUUAAAUUGAGAAAAUUUUAAAUCAUGAUUUAAAAACUAAGCUGAAAUGCAGUCUGCUGUUUUCCUCAUGCAUCUAAUUUAAGCUAACUCCAAAACGUGUAAGAAAACAGGUGCUGCAAAUCAAUUCACAGGAAGUAAAAUGCAUAUAAUAACCAGAAAGCUAAUUUAUUGCUCUCUUUUGUCUAAAAAGCAAGACUUACUUUGCACACUUUGAAAGUAAGACCCAUUAAACUUGGAGGGGCUUACUUUCCACAGAAAAAACAUAGGAUUAGGAUUUAAAAGUCUCAGUAUUCCAACGAAGUAAUUCUGAUUAGCAUUUGCUCUUUGACAGGAUGUCUACAUCCAUCUCUAGGAACCAGAUCCCUGAUGUUCUAGAUAUACUUGGAACUCUAUCUAAACUGUAGCAGCUAGACUUAGCAAGCAAAAUAUAGAAGCUUUUACUCAUCGUUGCUUAGAUUCCUCCUUCCCUUUGAUUUCUCACUUUAAUUUAUUUUGCUAACCUAGUAGCCUUGGAUGUGAAUUUUGAAAUGCACCAAGCCAGAGUUAAUUUGAAAAUGGAGAUUAGUAUACUUAAAUAACUUGGUAAUGUAAAAUGGGCUGCCAGAUGCACAUGCAUUUUAUACUAAUGCCAGUUGGCAGGAAGCUUUCUCUUCUCUCUGCCCCCUUUCCAGUUCACUGGAGCUAAAACUGCAUACUUGCUAGAUGAAGGGGUUUGGGAAAAUUCCCUUCAGCCUGAUCCUUUUAAAAUAACAGGUACUAUAUGCUUUUAACCAUAUGAGAUGCUUUUAAUCUGCAUGAAUGCUUCCUGCAGCUAAAUCUUAAUAACCCUGACAGUGGAAUAUGGUUGUGAACAUUAAAGCACAAAUGAAAAAAGCAAAAUCAGUUUUCCAGUUAAGAAAAAAACAUCACUUUCCAGAGUUUUGAUCCAGUAUCUGUCAGGGUUCUAUUAGGAAAUUAAAAAAGCAGGGGCAGUUUUCAUAUCCUCCAUCAAGCCUCUCUAAAGAUACCAAGGAUUCUGCUCUUAAGUUUAUAGAACUGUUGUGAGUUAACCAACUCUGUUGUAAAUGGUACAGUCACCUUCAAAAUGUCUGUAUUGUAUUUGACAGUUUGCCAUAAAAGCUGGUUUGAACUUGGUAUGUAUUUGAAUUUAUAUGCUAAAACCUAUCUCUUCUGUUUACAAUAUUGUAAUAUCAGUUUUUGAAUAAUUCAAAUAUAAAACUGAAUGAUUUCUAUAUAGCAAAUUAA
This is a messenger RNA of Lacerta agilis (Sand lizard), 3671 nucleotides long. It is a transcript of the gene AZIN1, whose product is annotated as antizyme inhibitor 1. Gene Ontology annotation, molecular function: ornithine decarboxylase activator activity; ornithine decarboxylase activity. Gene Ontology annotation, cellular component: cytoplasm. The record is from RefSeq and is a predicted model, not a curated record. NCBI's taxonomy places the organism in Eukaryota, Metazoa, Chordata, Lepidosauria, Squamata, Lacertidae. Gene Ontology annotation, biological process: negative regulation of protein catabolic process; positive regulation of polyamine transmembrane transport. The transcript has 12 exons. The coding region runs from base 432 to 1781 and encodes 449 amino acids.